AUGUCGACAAAAACACUAUUGUCACUUCUGCUUGCUGUAUCCACUUCCUUGGUAGCAGCAGCGACCUCCUUUGAUGGGCCGUACAUACAGCCCAGUAUCUCCAACGGUGCCGUAGAAUGGUGGUGGGCUCAAGUCAUCGGAAAAGCAAUAGGCGACAGCCCGCCUCCGGCAUUCCAACUCCUCUUUUACCAAGGCACGUUCUCCAUAUAUUGGCACUGUUACCCCAUCCAAGAAGGCGAUCGCGACCCAACACUCCCUGAGUACUACAUCACCAUCAAUGGUUUCCUCUCCAACGGCACUGCGAUCAGUCUCACCAUACCCUCUGAUACCGGUGACAUUACCACUACCGAUGGCUCUGAGGAAGUUACAGGCACUUGGGGCACCGUCGGUUCUUUCCACCUCGAGCCAGAUUUCUCCUCAUGGACGGUCAACUUCACUGCGGAAGAAUAUGGGCUCACUGGAAACAUAGUGUUCAUCCCUAACUCGGCCGAGCAUCAUUUCGCCUGUAAUACUACAAAGGACCCGUAUUUCUCCGGAGCAGUCGAGAGUCUGGUCAGCAAUGGAACGACGCUGAGUGAUGCGGAAGACAUUUUGUACAACCAGCUGGGUUGGGCGACAACUAUACCCGGCGGCACAGCUGUUGUGGAUGUCGUCGUCGACGGUAUUCCACUCCAAUUCACCGGUGAUGGUUACCACGAUGCGAACUGGGCCCCUGAACCCCUCAACAACAUCGUCUCCACGUGGUACUUCGGCUCAGGCCAAGUCGGACCUUACGAUUUUUCAUAUGUCUCCGCAACGCCUGUCUCCACGAACUCCCCUUCGCCUCUUACCCUGAACACAGGUUAUCUCUCCAUUGACGGCGUCAUCCUGCAGAAUCAGUGCUCCGUCGAAGGUACGAAGACGAAGGAUAUCAGCACGAUUACGCCCUAUGGCUCUGUAGAAGACAACGGGUUAACGAUUCCCGCCGGAUAUGUGCUCGAGUUCGUGCUUGGUGAUGAGGAGACGUACAGUUUCAAUCUCAGUUCGUCGGGGCAGAACCCGGACCAGAGCAUUUAUCACAGAUGGGUCGGGACGGCUGUGGGUGGGAAUGUGGCGAGUGGGGAGCAACUUGAGGGGAGCACUGUAUUUGAGUGGCUCAAUCCGGGCCUUCUUGUUUACACUCCUUAGUCGUACGGUCGAGGGUCCGCGGUAUGCAAAGGGC
This is a messenger RNA of Stereum hirsutum FP-91666 SS1, 1201 nucleotides long. RefSeq lists its product as uncharacterized. The transcript is spliced from 4 exons. The coding region runs from base 1 to 1167 and encodes 388 amino acids. The record is from RefSeq and is a predicted model, not a curated record. Lineage: Eukaryota; Fungi; Basidiomycota; Agaricomycetes; Russulales; Stereaceae.